ACUGACAGCACUUGUCAGGCGACUUAACCCACAGACUUAACCUAACAGUGCAUUGGUUUAAUUCGACUUAUUUAAUUAAUUAAAAUUAAAUAAUGAAGCUGUGUCAAGUUCUUUUUCGACGAAACCGUCUACCAAAUGGUCAUCUAUUUAGAGGCAAAGACCGACUUGUAAAGCCGGUGCAAUCGAAAGACCUGAGAAAGCUCAGAAGUGACUUUGCUGUUGAAGAGCAAAACAUGUUUUAUUUACGUUUUCCAUACCUUACGGAGGCCGAGUCUUCCGGACACUCAAAAGCACUUGGUAAACCUGAAAAAAGGAUGCAAGCUUUUGUCGAAGAAUCUAGACGGAUUUUCAAACAAGACGUCACACUUUACGAAAGGCUAGGACACCUAAGAGUUACAGAAGGAUGGGAGUGAACAUUUUGCGGUAUUGACAAAAUUAUUAAUGAUAGUGUAAAUUAUUAGUGAAUAAUAAAGUUAUUUGUAAAGUAUUUA
Molecule: messenger RNA, 491 nt
Organism: Ostrinia furnacalis (Asian corn borer)
Lineage: Eukaryota; Metazoa; Arthropoda; Insecta; Lepidoptera; Crambidae
Exons: 2
Coding region: 93-413 (106 amino acids)
Biological process (GO): mitochondrial translation
Cellular component (GO): mitochondrial ribosome
Molecular function (GO): structural constituent of ribosome
Source: RefSeq, a predicted model, not a curated record